Messenger RNA from Salvelinus namaycush (lake trout), 1923 nucleotides. Its product is annotated as zinc finger protein with KRAB and SCAN domains 8-like. The transcript has 3 exons. Lineage: Eukaryota; Metazoa; Chordata; Actinopteri; Salmoniformes; Salmonidae. Gene Ontology annotation, molecular function: RNA polymerase II cis-regulatory region sequence-specific DNA binding; DNA-binding transcription factor activity, RNA polymerase II-specific. Bases 192 to 1730 code for a protein of 512 amino acids. Gene Ontology annotation, biological process: regulation of transcription by RNA polymerase II. The record is from RefSeq and is a predicted model, not a curated record.
UGAACAAUUUCGUACCUUAGCGUUUUAGUUAUUUAGACGUUUGUUUACACCCGGGAACUCAAAAUAUGACUUAUUCAACUUCCCAGUAUCACAUACUUACCCCAAGUCGUGUUUAAUUUUUGUUGGUGAAAGCACUUGUUGAUAUAUGUUAUCUAGGUAAUGCUAUUUAGCUAGCUGCUAACUGUAACGAUAUGGGUUUUCACACUCAAAUAGCCUCCGUCAUGGAGGUGCUAGCGAAUGCAGCCGUGGCAGAGAUCUGUAAACUCGUAGACGACGACUAUGCAGUGUUUCGUUUGGAAAUUUCUCAAAGCCAGAAAGAAAACAGCGGAUUACGGAGGAAACUACAGCUACUGGAACUGAAGGUGGCACGGGAGCGUCGUCCCAGUAGUGUCAAGAUCCUCGACCGAUACAAAACAGGAUUGGCUAGAGGUGAAGGACAUCUCAUUGGAGGCCACAGGAGCUUUGUGAAGCCAGCAGGACACAAUACGUGGAAUGAUGACCAACCAAUUACUGUUGAUGAGGCGAGUGGAUCCUCAACCCAGCACGUUGUCGUGAUAGAGUCUGCAGAUGCAGGUCCUGGGUUCAAGCUAGAGAGGUCUGAAGGAGACGAGGACCCACGGCACAGCAGAAACUUUCAGACUGGAGUCGAGGACCCUACCACCACCCCAGCGCAGCCCAGGACCCGACGCAGCAUCACGGAGGUCAGUGGAACGCUGAACGCCGUCCUCAAGUCAAAGACAGACACCAAGACGUUAACUGUAACACACAGUCUCUUACACACAGGACCUGACCAAAUAUCAGAUCCAGGUCUGGGGAGACUGGGCUGUCCUCCUGCUCCCGGCUCAGACUAUUUACCAGUAUUUCAUCAGAGCCAGAGGCCUGUUCAAUCCCGUGGAGAUGGGGAUGGUGACAAGUUAGACACUGGUAGUGAUGAGCCUGCUUGUUCUUACACCACAGAGAAGGACCCUGGCAACAUGCCCCUGGGUUUAGAGACACAGACUGAUCUGUCUAUAGGGGCCUGGAAUCAGUACAGUAGUACUGUAUACUCUGAAGGGUACUUAGAUAAGAAAGGGGAGGGGCUUGUCAUAAAUGAAGUGACUGUGAAAUUGGAAGGUGACGUUCCUUCCACAUGGAAUGCAGAUAAUCACCUAGGAGAAGGACACUCGCAGGGCAGAGAUUUUUUAGACUACAGGGAAAGCUUAGAGACAAAUCCAAAUGUUGCCACCCACUCCCCUUUACACACGCUCAGUGAUCGAGACCCCGUGUCCACGUCGAUGGGAUCUUCAGAUUCACACGGCCAUGUCUUUUUCGAUCAGGUAUUGAACUCAAACAACAGGGCUAAAGCCCAGGGUCGGGGAGGGGGAGCCACAUCAGGCAAUAGUAAAGAGAAACGGUUCCUCUGCAUGUUCUGUAACAAAGGCUUCAGCUGCCCCCAGAAGGUGGAGAUCCACCAGAGGGUCCACACAGGGGAGAAACCAUUCAGCUGCACCCAGUGCCACAUGCGCUUCACCGAGGCUGGCACCCUGAAGCGGCACCAGAGGGUCCACACAGGGGAGAAACCUUACAGCUGCCCCCAGUGCGAGAAGAGGUUCUCCCGCCAGGACAAACUGAAGAGGCACCUGAAGGUCCACACGGGAGAGAGGCCGUUCGCCUGUACGCACUGCGGGAAAAGGUUCUCAGAGAGGAGCUACCUCAGAAUACAUCAGGAGAAAACCCAUUCCACUCGAUAACAUAGAAAGUAACCAUUCCGUUUGAUAGCUUCUGACGUUUAGCUCAAAGCCUGCAUUAAAGAGUGUUGGAAGUGCAAGGCCCAGACAUUGUGGAAUAUACACUGAGUGUAUAAAACAUUAGAAACACCUGCUCUUUCCAUGAAAUACACUGACCAGGUGAAUCCAGGUGAAAGCUAUGAUCCCUUAUUGAUGU